Molecule: messenger RNA, 1830 nt
Organism: Lathyrus sativus (Indian pea)
Lineage: Eukaryota; Viridiplantae; Streptophyta; Magnoliopsida; Fabales; Fabaceae
Source: the annotation of a GenBank genome assembly
AUGGUGCUGCAAAACAUGAAGGAACAACUUGCUUUGGCGGUUAGAAGUAUCCAAUGGAGCUAUGUUAUCUUCUGGUCUCAAUCUGUUAACCGACCAGGGGUGUUGAGUUGGGGGGAAGGGUAUUACAAUGGAGAUAUUAAGACAAGGAAAACAAGUCAAGGAGCGGAGCUUAGUUCCGACGAAAUCGGGUUACAGAGGAGUGAGCAAUUGAGAGAGCUGUUUAGGACUCUGAAACCUGUAGAAACAAGUCCUCAAACAAAAAGGCCUACUGCAGCACUUUCACCAGAAGAUCUCUCAGAUACUGAGUGGUAUUAUUUGGUUUGCAUGUCCUUCGUAUUCAACAUUGGCCAAGGGUUACCAGGAAGAGCUCUAGCAAAUGGCCAACCGAUUUGGCUGAUCAAUGCUUAUUCUACUGAUUGCAAAGUGUUUAGUCGCGCUCUUCUCGCAAAGAGUGCAUCCAUUCAGACAGUGGUGUGUUUUCCUUUUAUGAACGGGGUUAUUGAGCUAGGCACAACUGAUUUGGUAUUGGAAGAUCUCAGUCUCAUUCAGCAGAUCAAAACUUUUUUGUUGAAUAUUCAAAGUGUCGAUGAUCCUAUUAAUGUUCGAGCGACAUUGAAUUCGAGAAAUAACGAAGAUGUUGCUUGUAUGGCAGCAUUUGAUCAUAAUGACUAUAAUGUUGAAUUAAUUCCAGAAGUUGGAUAUGAAAUUAUCAAUAGAACAACCUCUCCUAGUGGUAGUUCAAAUGCAUUACAAACCAAUCAACUACGAGAUGAAACAUUCAUGGUCGAAAGCUGGGGCGUUAUGGAAGAUGAUUUGAGCAACUGUGUCCAUAACUCCAUGAAUUCAAGUGACUGCAUAUCACAAACUAUUGCUUCUGCUCCUAAGGGUAGAGGAGAAGAUUGCAACAACAAUGACCAAAAAAUGACCUUAGUGGAUCCUCUAAGUGAGGAUUGGCACUAUCAGAGAAUUCUUGCAGCUCUUUCGAAAAGCAAUGACCAUUUAACAAUGGGGAUGCAUUUUCAAAACUUUCAUCAGGAAUCAAGCUUUUGUGUUUGGAACAAAGGAGGGCCAUUGGAUUGCCAUAGGCCAAGACAAGGAACGUCGCAAAAGUUAUUGAAGAAGAUCUUGUUUGAAGUUCCACGGAUGCACAUGGAGGGUUUGGUUGAAUCUCAAGAAGAGAAUGAUUAUAGAGAGGGAACAAGACUUGAGACUGAAGAAGGUAUGAACCACGUUUUGUCAGAAAGAAGGAGAAGAGCAAAACUAAACGAAAGGUUUUUAACCCUUAGAUCAAUGGUCCCUUCAAAUAGUAAGGAUGACAAAGUUUCUAUACUAGACGAUGCAAUUGAAUACCUUAGAAAGCUUGAGAAAAGGAUAAAAGAAAUGCAAGGCCAAAGAGAUCCAUCAGAUAUAGAGUCUAGAAAUAAGAGAACACAUCAUGAUAUGAUGGAGAGGACUUCUGAUCAUUAUUAUAACAACAAAACAAACAACGGCAAGAAACCAAUGGUGAAAAAGAGGAAAAUAUGCGACAUAGACGAGACGAGGAGAGUGAUUUAUUCAGAUGGUUUGAAAGGAAGUUCUACUAGUGAUCUUAGUGUCAAAAUGAGUGACAAUGGAGUUGUGAUUGAAAUGAAGUGCCCUUGUAGAUCAGGAAGGAUAUUGGAAAUUAUGGAAGCAGUUAACAAUCUCAACAUAGAUUUUAAUUCAGUUCAAUCAACAGAAGCUGAUGGGAGUCUUCAUCUAAUCAUAAAAUCUAAGUUUACAGGAUCAACUAAUGCAACAGCAAAAAGGAUCAAACAAGCCCUCCAAAAAGUGGUGGCUUCAAAGUUUUGA